AUGACUGCAACUUUAGAGCGCCGCGCAAACGCGACAGUAUGGGGACGUUUUUGUUCAUGGAUUACUUCAACUGAGAACCGUUUAUACAUCGGUUGGUUCGGAGUAUUAAUGAUCCCUACUCUUUUAACAGCAACUUCUGUAUUCAUCGUAGCUUUCAUCGCUGCACCUCCAGUGGAUAUCGAUGGUAUUCGUGAGCCAGUAUCUGGAUCACUUAUGUACGGAAACAACAUCAUCUCUGGUGCUGUAAUCCCUACAUCUAACGCUAUCGGACUUCACUUCUACCCAAUUUGGGAAGCAGCUUCUCUUGAUGAGUGGCUUUACAACGGUGGACCUUACCAGCUUAUCGUAUGUCACUUCUUCAUCGGAAUUUGUUCAUACAUGGGUCGUGAGUGGGAGCUUUCAUUCCGUUUAGGAAUGCGUCCUUGGAUCGCAGUAGCUUACUCAGCUCCUGUAGCUGCAGCAACUGCUGUAUUCCUUAUCUACCCAAUCGGACAGGGUUCUUUCUCUGACGGAAUGCCUCUCGGUAUCUCUGGAACUUUCAACUUCAUGAUCGUAUUCCAGGCUGAGCACAACAUUCUUAUGCACCCAUUCCACAUGCUUGGUGUUGCUGGUGUAUUCGGUGGUUCACUUUUCUCUGCAAUGCACGGAUCACUCGUAACUUCAUCUCUCAUCCGUGAGACAACUGAGAACGAGUCUGCAAACGCAGGAUACAAGUUCGGACAAGAAGAAGAGACUUACAACAUCGUAGCUGCACACGGUUACUUCGGACGUCUUAUCUUCCAAUACGCUUCAUUCAACAACUCACGUUCACUUCACUUCUUCCUUGCAAUCUGGCCUGUAAUGGGAAUCUGGUUCACAGCUCUUGGUAUUUCUACUAUGGCUUUCAACCUUAACGGUUUCAACUUCAACCAGUCUGUAGUAGAUUCUAACGGACGUGUAAUUAACACAUGGGCUGAUAUCGUAAACCGUGCUAACCUCGGUAUGGAAGUAAUGCACGAGCGUAACGCUCACAACUUCCCUCUUGACCUCGCUUCAGUUGAAGCUCCUUCAAUCAACGCAUAG
Ostreococcus tauri is the source of this 1062-nucleotide messenger RNA. The record is from the annotation of a RefSeq genome assembly. NCBI's taxonomy places the organism in Eukaryota, Viridiplantae, Chlorophyta, Mamiellophyceae, Mamiellales, Bathycoccaceae.